Messenger RNA from Caenorhabditis sp. 36 PRJEB53466, 1513 nucleotides. NCBI's taxonomy places the organism in Eukaryota, Metazoa, Nematoda, Chromadorea, Rhabditida, Rhabditidae. The record is from the annotation of a GenBank genome assembly.
AUGAACCUGGCAAGCGGGCUCUCGUUCCUCGCCGCUUGUCUCCUUUCGACCGUGGCCGCACAGGGCUACAAGGAAGCGGUCGAGCUUUCGAUGGCGAAUCAUGAUCAUGUGCUCGGAAGUGCUCAGGUAGGAUCCUCUUCCCCUUCUCUAAAACCCGGUAAUUAUAGGUGGUUUUUGUCGCCUUCUGUGCCGAUUGGUGUCCGUUUUCGCGCCGUCUGAAGCCGAUCUUCGAAGAAUCCGCCCGUGUGUUCCAUCAGGAGAAUCCACAAGCUUCGGCCAUCUGGGCAAUUGUUGACAGUCAGAAACAGGUAUUUCACCCGAUUUCCAUCAGUAUCUAGGGAAAUAACAGUGGGUUGUAGGCCGACAUCGGCGACAAAUACUUCGUCAAUAAAUAUCCGACGAUGAAAGUGUUCGUUAACGGAGAGCUCAUUGCCAAAGAAUACAGGUGAGAAACAAUGAGAGAGGGCAAGCGAGAAUGAGAGAAGGAAUUCAGAUCUACCCGUUCUGUAGAAGCCUUGACCAACUUCGUGAAGUACCAGUUGUCGACUGCCAUGAACGAGUUCUCAUCCGAAGAUCAGCUGAGCCAGGAGAUGGACAAAUCGAAGAGAAACGUGGUCGCGCGGCUCAAGAAAGACGGACCCGAGUUCGCUCAUCUCAAGGUAUUCCUCCACUUUCACUUUCCAAUCUCCUGCCAAUCUUCCAGAAAGUCGCCUCAAUUCUCCGUGAGGAUUGCUCAUUCUGGGUGCCAACUGACAAUUUCGGAACUCAAACCACGGAGAACAGAAUCUCAUUCUUCGAUCCCGAUUCGAACGAAGAGACCAAGUUCACCGGAAACUUUAACGAUUACGAGUUUGUGAAGCAGUGGGUCACCGACAAGUGCAUUCCGCUCGUCCGGGAGGUCACGUUCGAAAAUGUGGAGGAGCUGACGGAAGAGGGCAUGCCGUUCCUCAUUUAUUUCCGCGAUCCGGACAAUAAAUCGACGGAUAAGGUGUUCGGAGAGGCUGUUGCCAGAGAGCUGUACGAUCAGCGAUCCGCGAUCAAUCCCCUCCUGGCCGAUGGACACAAGUUCGCUCAUCCGUUGAAGGUAUGUCGAUUAUGAGGCGAGCAGGGUUGUAGUGAGUGGAUUUCAGCAUCUCGGGAAGACGAAGGAGGACCUUCCGGUGCUGGCCAUCGACUCCUUCCAACACAUGUAUCUGUUCCCCGAUAUGACUCAAAUGAACGUGCCAGGGAAGCUCAGAGAGGUACGAUUAAUGAAAAUAACGUGUUAUCAAGGGUGUUUUUGCAGUUCGUGAUGGACUUGCAUUCCGGUAAACUGCACAAAGAUUUCCACGAGAACCUCGACCAACGAAUGAUUGAUCUUGCGAAGGCAAAGGCCGCCCGCGGGAUCACAGACGACCACGAGGCUCAGGCGCCGUCGGCCCGUCCGAUCGACACGACGCCCCCGCCGUCCGUCUUCAAAGAGCUCAAACCUUCCGACAAGCGGUACUCGAUCCUUCAGAAGAGCGAAUUGUAA